Phacochoerus africanus (Common warthog) is the source of this 1894-nucleotide messenger RNA. RefSeq names its product neurotrophin 4 (gene NTF4). Lineage: Eukaryota; Metazoa; Chordata; Mammalia; Artiodactyla; Suidae. The transcript has 2 exons. Gene Ontology annotation, biological process: neuron projection morphogenesis; nerve growth factor signaling pathway; cell surface receptor protein tyrosine kinase signaling pathway. Gene Ontology annotation, cellular component: extracellular region. The record is from RefSeq and is a predicted model, not a curated record. Bases 971 to 1603 code for a protein of 210 amino acids. Gene Ontology annotation, molecular function: growth factor activity; nerve growth factor receptor binding.
CGUGUGGGAGGCGGGAUCCCCCGGCCCCUCCUCCGCCGUCGGGCGCCGCCCCGCCCCCGCCCCCGACCCGGGCCCUCCGGAGCUUGUGCAGCGAGGAGCCGGCGGGCGAGCGGGCGUCCCUGCAGCCAGCGAGCAGGAGCAGGAGGAGGAGGAGGAGGAGGAGCCGCCGCCGCGCCGGGGGCAGCCGGGGGAACCGAGGAGGGCGCCCCAGGUGGUUGCCCCCUCCGUCUCCUGGGAUGUCAGGAAGGAGGGGGCCACCUGUGUCCCCCACAGGGGCCCCCCGGAGCCCGGGGGCCCCCAGCCCUGGAGCUCGGAGGCGGAGGAGGUGCUGACAGGUCUGGUAACCACCCGCCGCCGCUUUUCAGUCCUCUCCAGGCCACCCUGUCCCAGAACCCACAGGCUUGCAGAAUGUUCGAGAGAAAUGGCAACAUCCAAGCCCCGCCCCCUGCCAGCAUCUCCAGGCCUUGGGUCGUUUUCACGGACAGGGAAACCAAAGCCCCACCUGAGAGGAAGUGUCUUACCUUCUUAGUGGCCGUUUUAAGCUGAACGUGGGUCUCCCUGGGAUUCUGGGACUUGAUCUUUCUCAGAAUUUUGGAACCUCAAACCUCCUCCAGGCUGCCGGGCUUAGGGUUCCUGGAAGCUAGAGAGAGGCAGGAUGGCAGAGUAGAGUGGCCUGGACAGGCUGAGAGUCCCAUCUCUGGCAUUCGCUGGCUGUGUGACCUGAGGCAAGCCAUGAACCUCUCUGAGCCUGUAUGUUAGCGCUUAUUGGCCAUUCUCAAUAAUGGAAGAAGAAUUAGCAUGAAUCUGAAAGUGGGGCGUUAUCGAAGUCCUAGAAUACCGGGCUCCAAUACAAGGGCCUCCCCGUGAUGGUGGCACGCAGGUCCCCCUGGAGUUCCCUUCGGUCCCUCCACUAAGCUAUCUUCCUCUCUAACUGCAGGUUCCCUCUCUGUAUCCUCAGGUGCUCAGCGAGAUGCUCCCCCACCCCUCAGGCUCCCUCCCCAUCCUCCUACUUUUCCUCCUUCCCAGUGUCCCCAUGGAGCCCUACCCCCCGCCCUCACCACUGCCCCCAUUUCCAGCCGCAGAAUGGGACCUCUUGUCGCCCCGAGUAGCCCUGUCCAGGGGUACCCCCGCGGGGCCUCCCCUGCUCUUCCUGCUGGAGGCUGGGGCCUUUGGGGAGCCAGCUGGCAGCCCGGCCAACCGCAGUCGGCGGGGGGUGAGCGAGACAGCACCAGCAAGUCGCCGGGGAGAGCUGGCCGUGUGUGAUGCAGUCAGUGGCUGGGUGACAGACCGCCGGACUGCCGUGGACCUGCGUGGGCGUGAGGUGGAGGUGCUGGGCGAGGUGCCUGCGGCUGGUGGCAGUCCCCUUCGCCAGUACUUCUUUGAAACCCGCUGCAAGGCUGACAGCACUGGGGAGGACGGCCCCGGUGGGGGUGGAGGGGGCUGCCGGGGCGUGGACCGGAGGCACUGGGUGUCUGAAUGUAAGGCCAAGCAGUCCUACGUGCGGGCAUUGACUGCUGAUGCCCAGGGCCGUGUGGGCUGGCGAUGGAUUCGAAUUGACACCGCCUGCGUCUGCACCCUCCUCAGCCGGACUGGCCGGGCCUGAGGCCUAUGCCCAGGCACUGGGCAGGCAGAAGAAGAAGAGAGCUGGAUGCUGAGAGACCUCAGGGGUGGCCUGGCUGCUGUGGGCCUCCGUUUGGGAACUUGGCAAAUGGUCACAAAAAUCACAGCUCUCUGAUUUUGAGAGCUUACUCUGGGCAAGAUAGAUUGUGAAACCCACCGGGGUUUUGAAGGAUGAAUAGGAGUUCUCCUGGAUGAACUUGAGGAUGAGGAUGAUAGCCAUUAUUUUCUGAGCGCCUACUGUUUAUCAGCUCUAAUACACAACUUGUCAGAUCAA